GAAGUGUGUUGACCACUGCAGGAAUAAAAGAGUCUGUCGAGGAGGCCGACGAUCACUCUCUCCUGACAGAACUCAGCAAGACCCCAACCAUGAGACUUCUCGUCCUGGCCAUCCUGGGCGCCUGCUGCCUGGCCGCAUGCACUGUGGAAGGGGUGGGAAGUGAAGUCCCCGAAAGGAGUGUCUGUGUGAGUCUAACAACCCAGCGGCUGCCAGUGAACAGAAUCAAGACCUACACCAUCAAGGAGGGCUCCAUGAAGGCAGUGAUUUUUAUUACCAAACGUGGCUUCAAAAUCUGCGCUAACCCAGAAGACAGUUGGGUGAAAGCAGCAGUCAGAACCAUAGGCGGCAAGUCCAACACCAGAUGAAGCGGGGACCAGGUCAAGCCUACAGAAGUCCAGUGGUCCACUCAGAAAGCUGUGACCCUGCCCUGAUAGAGGCCUUCCAGGGCACUGUCCCCUCCAUAGCUGGCCAGCCCAUGUCUCUCCACAAACUUACGGACUAAUUAGGUUAUACUCAUCUUUUAUGAAAAUUCUGCAUGAAUAAAUUUAUUUUCUUAUAUGUUUGAAUGUCUUUCAUAUUAAUUUAGUUGCUAUAAUUAAUAAAUAUUUAUUAUUAAGAA
Cavia porcellus (domestic guinea pig) is the source of this 619-nucleotide messenger RNA. RefSeq names its product X-C motif chemokine ligand 2 (gene Xcl2). The transcript is spliced from 3 exons. The coding region runs from base 90 to 365 and encodes 91 amino acids. The record is from RefSeq and is a predicted model, not a curated record. NCBI's taxonomy places the organism in Eukaryota, Metazoa, Chordata, Mammalia, Rodentia, Caviidae. Gene Ontology annotation, cellular component: extracellular region. Gene Ontology annotation, molecular function: chemokine activity. Gene Ontology annotation, biological process: positive regulation of T cell chemotaxis; eosinophil chemotaxis; immune response.